UUUCGUUCUUCUUUCAGUGUUUCUCAUGGGCUGUAAAAUGGAGCGGGUCUAUGUCGACUGCAGCUGUAGAAAAUACAACUUCAGUAACUUUCUGUAAAGUACCUUAGAUUAAGAAACUCAACAUGGUGCUGUUUUAUGUGUGAGGAGUUUGUUGUCUUGUAUCAAGUUGCAUUGCAUUGCCAGUGUAAGCGGAGACGCCGCAUAGAACAAGUCUGAUGGUCAAAUAACAUUAGCGACGACUUCUCAUGUAUAACCUAUGAAUUGUCACAGCAUGGCACACGAUGUUAAAACAGCAAUCCAGAGAGCGAAACAUAAAAUUUCGAGCUUGGAGAAUGAGCUGUGUGCCAAAAGGGAGAAUUGCUCAGAGGGUGAGGAGAAAAACCAUCAGAUGUCAUGGAAGCUCAAACAAGAGCUGAAGGAUUCACUUGUUGAUAUGUACAAAGCUAAUCCCAAAGUCAAUGAGGAACUGAAACAAAGGCUGCCGUCCCCUAUAAAGCGCCAUUGUUCAGAGACCACACCACAACCUGGGUUCUGUAGUCAGGGCUUCAGUCCAGAUAUCUCACAAGCUACGUUGGAGACAGUGGCCCCGGAGAAAAAGCUGAAAGGUAUUUUGUUUUCAAAAGGUCCUGACUCUCCCAGGGCUAGAGAAGACCCAGUGCGUAUACCUUCUCCACCACCGCCACCACCCCUACCAGCCACAGUUAGAAAUCUAGAGGAGGUGAUGCUGUCCCACCAGAGAGCCGACACACAGCACAGCCUGGACGGAGAGGAGACAGACAACAGGGCUGCCAGCAAAACACCCUGUGUUACACCUGAGUCAGCAGGAUCCAGAGGACUCACAGAUGAGGGCAAUGAGAAUUCCAAAGUUACUCAUGAAACCAAAAGGCAAGUCCCAUUCCUGGAUAAAGAGAAGAACAUUGCAUUCCUAUUGAAGGAGCUGGACUCGCUCAGAGAUCUCAAUAACAAGCUCCAGGACAAGCUUGCCCUGAAGGAGAAGGAGCUUGAGACUUUGCGAUUGGACAGCCAGCUUCAGGAAGAGAAACUUGGGGCCCAUGCAUGUGAGCGAGCUGCAGCAUUAGUGGAGGAGAUUUAUAAAGCUCAGAGGGAGAGGGACCAGGCUGUCAUGGCCAGACUGCGGCUAGCUAAUGAGGAGCGGGAUGAGGCUCUUCUCCGAGCCAAGAAGCUUCACGAGGCAGUACUUGAGUUGGAGAAUAUUAACCCAGAGGAAACUGACAUGGACCUGGAGGAGUUGCUCAACAGAGUGAGCAGUGCGGAUUCUGCUUUGAGCAUUGAGAAGAGUGGUAUGGCCAUCAUGGAGCGCAUUCAGAGGGCUAGGGAGCGCCGCUCUAAGAUUACCUCUGAGGAGAUGAAAGCUGUCAUAGAGGAGCGAGACAAUGCCUUAACCAAGUGUAAGCGCCUCGAGCAAGAGCUUCUUCACACCAGAGAGCUGCGCCAAACCAACAACACCUGUCACUUGAACAUGGCAUACAACCAGGAACGGGUGCGCAAGAUUCAGGUAGAGUUGGAGGCUGUGCAGCGAGAGAGGGAUAUGGCUGUGGAACUUGGGCACAAAAUGGAGGAGGAGCUCCAGGCCCUGCGCAGGUGCCACAGUGUACAGCAGAGCCAAACAGAGGAGUCUCCAUGCUCAUCCUCUCCCACAUGUGUUAAGGACAACAGCACAGCCCAAGGACAGAAUCUGCUGAAUCGUGUGCACCAGCUCACCUCAGAGCUACAGAACACUCAAACUCAACUCCAAGUGACACAGGAGUCUGAAAGAGAGGCCACUGAAAAAGUGCACAAGCUAGAACGGUUGGUAGACGUCCUGAGGAAGAAGGUGGGCACAGGCAGUGUCCGUACUGUGAUCUGACUGGCCGGUGGGUGAUUGGAGCAGACGGCCACAUCUGGUGACCAGGCUGCUGUGUUUAACUCUGAGCAAACAGCCGAAGCCCUUCCUGGGCAAACACGGACUGGAAGUGCUGCUUGCUCUCACCCCCAGCCCUUCACUCCCUUCUCAUAACCUUCAUACACUCUUUCUCACUGUUACAGUCUCUGAUUGAUGCUACUGUAACCAGCCAUUUUAUCCCAACUGUGUCUUUGAAGUGUGAUUUUUUUUAAAAAAAAUUUUUAUGCCUUGAUUUGAACAAUGUGUUCAGUGUCCAAGGAUCUGGCUACCCUAAUGAGGUCUUUUACUUCUGAAAUAUAAAAUGUUUAGCUGGCCUGUUUUGUGUAUUAAAUGGUUUACAGAGUAAUAUCAGAUGAACCAGGCAAGUGUUGGGUAUUUUUCAGCAAUAAAUAAAGGGACCUUGAUUUCA
Molecule: messenger RNA, 2312 nt
Organism: Ictalurus punctatus (channel catfish)
Lineage: Eukaryota; Metazoa; Chordata; Actinopteri; Siluriformes; Ictaluridae
Gene: mipol1
Product: mirror-image polydactyly 1
Exons: 15
Coding region: 257-1867 (536 amino acids)
Source: RefSeq, a predicted model, not a curated record